Messenger RNA from Cuscuta campestris, 882 nucleotides. The record is from the annotation of a GenBank genome assembly. NCBI's taxonomy places the organism in Eukaryota, Viridiplantae, Streptophyta, Magnoliopsida, Solanales, Convolvulaceae.
AUGUUUGGCGUAGGGACGCCCAACCUCAACAACAAGUCCAGGAGAACCCGGAAGAAUUUCCCCAAUGUCAAUGUGCUGUAUUGGGAAGCCGCCCAACAAUUGGGAAUCAGGAAGGAAGAUCUCACAAAGCUUAACAUGCCCUUGUCCGGUUUCACUGGAGAUAUAAUUGAACCGGAAGGGUCCAUUAAAUUGGACAUCAUCAUAGGCGAGCAUCCUAAGGUGAGGCAUAUGAGGAUGGAUUUUGUAGUGGUCGACAUCAAAUGCGCUCACAAUGCCAUCUUAGGGAGGCCUGGGCUAGAGGACUUGGGAGGUGCACUAUCCCUUGAACACCUGUGCCUCAAGUUUAGGACUCCCGAAGGUGUUGGGAGGGUCCUUGGUGAUCAGCCCGCGGCCAAGAAGGCCUAUCUAAGCGCCUGUAAGAAGAUAGACAAGGAGAACCUCAACAUCCAAACCAUCGGGCAUGUUUUGGAAGAUAAAGAAAGGAAGGAGGAAGACCGGGAGAGGCCCAAGCCAGCUGUGGAAAUGGAGGAAGUGGUGCUAUUCCCGGAAGGGGAUCAAGAAAAGGUUGUAAGGAUCGGUUUAGGACUAGAGGAGGAUACCCGUGAAGAAAUAAUCCGAGUAUUAAGAGAAAACUCGGUUCUCUUUGCAUGGGAAUCCAAGGAUAUGCCCGGAGUCGAUCCCUCAGUCAUUUGCCAUAAGUUGAACAUCAAGAUGGACUCCUUCCCGGUCAAGCAGAAAAAAAGAUAUCUGUCCACGGACAGAAAAGAAUUUGUGAGGAAGGAGGUGAAAACCCUUUUGGAGGCCGGCCACAUUAGGGAGGUCCAAUAUCCCAAAUGGCUCGCCAAUGUGGUGCUGGCACCAAAAGGGGACACCUUUCGCAUG